AUGAAUCGUGCCCUUUCCGUCCGGUCCCGCAAGAAGGACGACCACGCCAAAGAAGCCUCAAAACACACCUUCUCUAUCUCGACUCUCCGAGGCUAUCAGCAAGCUGAGCUCUCCAAGAAGCUCUUUAGGCUAAUCAAGACCGAGAACCAUGCCAUUGGAGCCUACGAGACCGCGGGCCGCGAGCGCCUGUCCAUCGCAUCCCAGCUGUCCGACUGGGGCGAGUCCACCAACGAUGACUCCAUUUCGGAUAUUUCGGACAAGGUCGGGGUCAUCCUCUCUGAGAUAGGAGAACAAGAGGAUCUCUUUGCACAGAACCUCGAGGACUACCGGGCCAUUCUGAAGCAGAUCAGGAACAUCGAGAGCAGCGUGCAGCCAAGCAGAGACCAGAAGACCAAGAUCAGCGAUGAGAUCCAGAAGCUCAAGUACAAGGAGCCCUCCAGCCCCAAAGUCGUCACCCUAGAGCAAGAACUCGUGCGCGCUGAGGCGCAGAAUCUGGUUGCUGAAGCCCAGCUCACCAACAUUACUCGUCGAAAGAUCAAAGAAGCAUAUGAUGUGCACUUUGCGGCCACCAUCGAGAGAGCCGAGAAACAGAUCAUUCUGGCCAAACAUGGCCGACGCCUUCUGAACUUGCUUGACGACACUCCUGUGGUACCAGGAGACGUGCGCCAGCCUUUCGCCCACGUCAAUGAAGCCCGACAGGUCCUCAUCGACGCCGAACAGGAAUUGCAGGCGUGGCAACCCAACCUCGAACCCAUCCAGUCGAACGCAGGCGGGCUUGGGUCAAACUUGGUGCCCAUGGCCGACGAGGCCAGUACGCAGACCACAUCCGAAAUGGUUGCCGUCCCAGAAGUUGCUGCGACCGAUCCCCCAGCGGCAGAAGCCAAAGGCACCCACCUGGACUCUGCGACCGCUUAG
Messenger RNA from Rhinocladiella mackenziei CBS 650.93, 915 nucleotides. RefSeq lists its product as uncharacterized. The record is from RefSeq and is a predicted model, not a curated record. Gene Ontology annotation, biological process: endocytosis; eisosome assembly; negative regulation of protein kinase activity. The transcript is spliced from 2 exons. Gene Ontology annotation, cellular component: eisosome filament; plasma membrane. Gene Ontology annotation, molecular function: lipid binding. Bases 1 to 915 code for a protein of 304 amino acids. NCBI's taxonomy places the organism in Eukaryota, Fungi, Ascomycota, Eurotiomycetes, Chaetothyriales, Herpotrichiellaceae.